AUGAUAAAUCUAAUUCAAAUUUUGAUUAAUUUCAAGAGCUCCACAAAUGUGCAGGACCCAAAUCAUGGGAACUGGUGGCUAGAAUUGGGAUCAGGCCAGCUUGUGGGCUACUGGCCAUCAGUCCUCUUCAGCCACCUUGCAGAUCAUGCAAGCAUGGUUCAAUUUGGCGGAGAGAUAGUGAACACUCAGCCCUCUGGCUUCCACACAUCAACGGAAAUGGGAAGCGGCCAUUUUUCUCAGCAGGGCUUUGGAAAAGCUUCCUACUUUAGAAAUCUUCAGCUUGUUGAUUGGGAUAACAGCCUUGUUCCGGUCGCCGGACUCCGGCUGCUCGCCGACCACCCCGGUUGCUAUGAUAUACAAGGAGGAUUCAGUGGUGUGUGGGGAAAUUAUUUUUAUUAUGGGGGGCCUGGAAGGAACAUGAAAUGUCCUUGAGGAUGACUCCAUUUUUU
Molecule: messenger RNA, 449 nt
Organism: Phalaenopsis equestris
Lineage: Eukaryota; Viridiplantae; Streptophyta; Magnoliopsida; Asparagales; Orchidaceae
Exons: 2
Coding region: 1-432 (143 amino acids)
Source: RefSeq, a predicted model, not a curated record